GUUUCCUUCCCCUCUUCUUCCCUCUGCCGACCAAACCAAAGAGAGAAGACGAAGAGAGAAAGAAAAAAAAUCGAACAAUCCGGGAGGAAAAGCUAGGGUUUUCGCCAUGGCCACCGCCUGCCUCGAGCUCCGCCGCCCCUCCAUUCCCAAUCUCUCCUAGAGCGACCCGGAUCCCCUGCCCCCGGAAUCUCGCAUCCGCGCGAAAAGGAGCCGCCUUCCCCCCUUCCCCUUUCCUCCGUCCGAGGGUUUCCAUUUCCCCUUUUCCUCAAAGCAGCCGCAUCGCAUCGCGGGGCGAGCAAGCAAGCAAGGGGCCGCCUGUGUGUUGGGUUUUUGUUCAGGUAGGGCGGGGAAGAGAUUCGGAGGGGAGGCGCUGGCGAUCGACCUGGUCCGGGCGAGGGCUUCGGCGGCGGCGACGGUGGUCGGAUAAUGUGUAUACUGUGCGCCGUGCAACGGUGGUCGCGGCGCGUCGCCACCAUGCUGCCGUGGCUCGUCCUCCCGCUCAUCCUCCUCUGGGCGCUCUCCCAGCUCCUGCCGGCUGCCUACCGCUUCGAGGUCACCUCGCCGCGCCUCGCCUGCGUCUCCGUGCUGCUCCUCACCCUCUUCUGGUAUGAGAUUCUGCUCCCUCGCCUCUCUGUCUGGCGCGCCCGCCGCUCCGCCCGCCUCCGCGAGGAGCGACGCGCCCAUGCGCUCGAGCUCCAGAAGCUCCGCAAGACUGCCACGCGCCGCUGCCGCAAUUGCAACAACCCGUAUAGGGACCAGAACCCUGGCGGCGGGAAGUUCAUGUGCUCGUACUGCGGUCAUGUGUCCAAGCGGCCUGUGCUUGACCUCGGCUCUGCGGGGAAAGUUCCGUCUGGGUGGCCUUGCAGUCAGGAUUGGGCCAAUGCUGCUGGUGACCCUGGGUACUGGCUUGACCUGCGGUGCUCCGCGGAUAACUCGUACUCAGGGUUCUCAUGGCGGUUGUUCUCUUGCUUUUAUGUGAGCAUGGCAUGGUUCUGGAGGAAAGUUCUCAGGUUUGGGUCAUCAGGGGACGGCGGAGGCUUGGGCCGGGAUGGCAAAAUGUUGGCAAAAGGAGGGGAGAAUGGAGGCAAGGCCGAGGAAAGCAGGGUGGACAAGGCGAAAAGGAAGGCUGAGGAGAAGAGGUUGGCAAGGCUGGAGAGGGAAAUGCUGGAGGAAGAGGAAAGGAAGCAGCGAGAAGAGAUGGCAAAACUAGUGGAGGAGCGGAGAAGGCUGAGGGAUGAAAAAGCAGAGGCUGAGGAACGAUCAAAAGGUGCUACUCCUGUCGGUGAGAAAGAUGCUAGGAAAGAAGCAGAACGAAGGCGGCAGGAGAGGAGGAGGAAAGAAGACAAGGGAUCAAGCAAGAGUAAUUCCGAUUGCGAGGAUAUUGAGAGAAGAGUAAACAGAGAGGGCGAGUGGAAGCGGGACUUUGAUAGAAGGAAUGAGCCAGACAGACGUGAUGCAACCAGAGUUGGGACAGAGGGAUAUAAGCCUCAUAACUUUGAAGCUAGCAGUCAGGGUGGUAAGACAGUGCAGAGCAGAACAAAGUACUUUGGUCGUAUGACUGGAGGGUUGUUAUCUUCUUCCAGGGGUUUUAGUGGUGGUUCCAUUUUUGGUAGAAGUGCUCAGACCCCUGCUCCUCAAGCCAACAAGGUGAACAAACCGCUUGUUACAGCAACUGACCACAGUAAUGCAGUUAAGAGAGAUGGCCAACAUGCAUCUGUACAAGCAAUGCCCAAAUCUGCUACAGCUGGAGAAACUAAAAAUUCAUGGACUAAUUUUCAUCGACCUGUUAGUCCAAAUAUGCAGCAACAUCCUACCGGCCUGAAAAAAUCAUGGCAUCAGUUGUUUAGUCGCUCGGCAUCAGUUUCCCCUUGUCCUGAUCUUUCUGCUUCAGUUCGUGAAAAGAUCAUGCAGCCAGAACCAAAUGGAGCACAAAUAAGUAGUGCUCAAAAUUUUCUGGCUCAGUAUCCUCCUCUGGACAGCAAGCCAAGGGUAAGCCAAUUCAUGCAAUUUACAGGGUUCCCGCCAGUGAAUGGAGCACCUGCCAACAUGCCACCAUCUCAUUUUCCAGCUGGACACAUGCCCUUCUACAAUGAAGCAGAACCUACAUCAUUGGAAGAACCGGAGCAAUUUGAGGACCCAUGCUAUGAUCCAGAUGCAAUUGCAUUGCUUGGGCCAGUUUCAGAGUCUCUUGAUAACUUCCCUCCAGACUGGAAUAGCAGGUUCAUCUUGAAUGAUGUCACAAAGGAACCACAUGUUAAGCCUUCACCAAUUGAGUCUCCUCUCUCAAGAUCACGGACUGUUGAAGAAAAGCCUAUUAAACCUUCGCAUUUCUCAAUUGCAAAAGGGCAUAAUAGUUCCAUGUCACCUGAGGCUAACAGUGAGCAAGGCACAUGGCAAAUGUGGAGCACACCAUUGGUUCAGGAAAGUUUAGGCCUGCGAGGUCCUCAGGCACAGUGGCUUCUACCAAAUACCAAUCAGUUCAACCAUGGCGUCAAUCAUUUGAAUGGCGGAACAAGAAGCCCCCUUGGUGCUGGUUUGAACGACAAUGACUUGUGGCUGCAGAAAUCACCCUUCCACCAAUUGCCUCUUGAUACAGAGAGCCUGUUCCUUUCACAUGACGGGUCAGGAAAUACUAUGCAUAAUGACUUGGGUUUCGGAUCUCCAAACAGAGCAGCCCGUGCAAACCCCUUUGGGCCACCUGGUCCUGGUCAUUCUUGGUCCAAGGAGGAUCUGGUGCUGAAUGGACCUCAGGGAGCCAGUCAAACUCAUUCACCUACUGGAGCGCAUGGCGGUUUAUUUCCAACUAACCCCGAUGUACAGUCAGUUUGGUCGUUCGAUCAAAAGAGAGACAGCAUAGAACUUAUAAAAUGACAUGUGCCUGAGCCAAGGCUCCCUUGCCUCCCUCCUUCCCAGUCUAUAGGGAUUUGAGGAGAGAUAUGUUGGACUGUAUUCCCCUUAUGCGACGACAUCGAAACAUGGCCAUUUUAUUUAGUACAACUCACCUCUUAACAUUGCGCCCCAUGCAUUCCGCAUUAGGCCUCUUGCCUGAUGCGACUUGUGGAUUCAGUUCAAUGUUUCGGGGCCUGGGCCAAGUGUUGCCAACAUUUUAUUUAUU
Brachypodium distachyon (stiff brome) is the source of this 3115-nucleotide messenger RNA. Its product is annotated as stress response protein nst1. NCBI's taxonomy places the organism in Eukaryota, Viridiplantae, Streptophyta, Magnoliopsida, Poales, Poaceae. Bases 427 to 2871 code for a protein of 814 amino acids. The transcript has 3 exons. The record is from RefSeq and is a predicted model, not a curated record.